Messenger RNA from Helianthus annuus (common sunflower), 3182 nucleotides. Its product is annotated as dynamin-2A. The record is from RefSeq and is a predicted model, not a curated record. Bases 225 to 2939 code for a protein of 904 amino acids. Lineage: Eukaryota; Viridiplantae; Streptophyta; Magnoliopsida; Asterales; Asteraceae. Gene Ontology annotation, molecular function: GTPase activity; microtubule binding; GTP binding. The transcript has 22 exons. Gene Ontology annotation, cellular component: membrane; microtubule; cytoplasm.
AGAACUUAAAAUCACAGUGUUUGUUAAAACUUAAAAAAACCUAAAUUGAUAAUUUUGUUUCCAUUCAGGUGAGGGAUCGCAUCUAUCACCUUCAAUCUCUUACAUAAUCUCUCUGCAACCGACCGAUUUGAAUUUCAAAAACCUUUCAAAUCUCACCUGAAACCUCACUCGAUCCGUCAUAAUUCUGCAUCAAAAACCUUGCGAUUUCUCGUGAUUGAUAAACAAUGGAGGCGGUUGAAGAACUCGCGCAGCUUGCGGAUUCGAUGCGGCAGGCUGCGGCUCUUCUUAACGAUGAAGAUGUUGAUGAAAACUCAUCGAAUUCUACUAAACGUUCUUCCACGUUUCUGAACGUUGUUGCGCUUGGAAAUACAAGUGCAGGUAAAUCAGCAGUGUUGAACAGUUUGAUUGGACAUCCUGCUUUGCCUACUGGUGAAGGUGGUGCAACUCGUGCACCAAUAUGCAUCGACUUACAGAGGGACGAAAAUUUAAGCAGCAAAUCAAUUGUACUGCAGAUUGAUAGUAAAUCCCAACCCGUGUCUGCAAGUGCUCUGCGUCACUCAUUACAGGACAGGCUUAGUAAAAUUUCAAGCAAAAGUCGUGAUGAAAUAUAUUUAAAGCUUAAAACAAGUACAGCUCCUCCUUUGAAACUAAUUGAUCUGCCUGGAGUUGACAAGGGAAAUCUUGAUGGCUCUUUAAGUGAGUAUGCUCAGCAUAAUGAUGCCGUUCUGCUGGUUGUAAUAUCUGCUGCUCAGGCACCCGAAGUUGCCUCUGCAAAAGCCCUCAGAAUAGCAAAGGAAUAUGAUGGAGAAUCAACAAGAACCAUUGGUGUCAUCAGUAAAACAGAUCAAGCCUCUUCAGAUCCCAGAAUUCUUGCUGCUGUUCAGGCACUUCUUUUGGGUCAAGGACCGCGAACUGCAGCAGAUAUCCCAUGGGUUGCUCUGAUUGGGCAAUCUGUUUCCAUUGCUUCAGCACAGUCGGGAAACAUGGGAUCUGAUAACUCACUAGAAACUGCUUGGCGAGCUGAGAGUGAGAGUUUAAAAUCUAUGUUGACGGGAGCCCCUCAGAACAAGCUUGGUAGAUUAGCCUUGGUGGAGACCCUCGCUCAACAAAUUCGUAGCCGAAUGAAAAUUAGGCUUCCAAGUCUUUUAUCGGGGCUUCAGGGUAAGUCGCAAAUUGUACAAGAUGAAUUAGUUAGGCUUGGGGAAUCAAUGGUCACCAGUUCCGAAGGUACAAGAGCUUUGGCUUUGGAGCUUUGCCGCGAAUUUGAGGACAAAUUUCUUCAGCAUAUUAUGACUGGGGAGGGUAGUGGCUGGAAAGUUGUUGCCAGUUUUGAGGGUAAUUUUCCUAAUAGGAUCAAACAGCUUCCGCUUGACAGACAUUUUGACCUACAAAACGUGAAAAGGAUUGUUUUAGAAGCCGAUGGUUAUCAACCAUACCUUAUAUCUCCAGAGAAAGGGUUGCGGUCUUUAAUAAAAGGUGUAUUGGAGCUGGCAAAGGAGCCAUCACGUCUCUGUGUUGAUGAGGUUCAUCGUGUACUUGCUGACAUAGUUUCAGCAGCAGCUAAUGCUACACCAGGACUGGGCAGAUAUCCACCAUUUAAGCGGGAGGUAGUGGCAAUUGCCACUGCUGCUUUGGAGGGGUUUAAAAAUGAUGCAAAGACCAUGGUAACUGCACUUGUUGAUAUGGAGCGAGUGUUUGUUCCGCCGCAACAUUUCAUUCGUUUGGUACAGAGAAGGAUGGAAAGGCAGAGACGAGAAGAAGAGAUUAAAACCAAAUCUUCCAAGAAGGCUGUUGAUGCAGAGCAAUCCUUGUUGAAUAGGGCAGCUAGUCCUCAACCAGGUGGGAAUUUAAAAUCCAUGAAGGAUACAAAGCAAGAUAAGAAUGGACAAGCGGAACCUACUUUAAAGACUGCAGGACCUGAGGGGGAGAUAACAGCAGGAUUCUUGUUGAAGAAAAGUGCAAAAGCUAAUGGGUGGAGUAGGAGAUGGUUUGUUUUAAAUGAGAAAACUGGGAAGCUUGGAUACACUAAAAAACAAGAAGAGAGAAAUUUCCGUGGUGUUAUCACUUUGGAAGAAUGUGCUGUAGAAGAAGUUGAAGAGGACGAACCCCCGUCGAAAAGCUCAAAGGAUAAGAAGUCAAAGGUAGAAGAAAAGCCACCUAGUUUGGUCUUCAAGAUAACAAGCAAGGUUGCAUACAAGACUGUGUUAAAAGCUCAUAGCGCUGUCGUGUUAAAGGCUGAGAGUGCUGUAGAUAAGGCGGAGUGGUUAAACAAAAUAAGAGCUGUAAUGGGUGUCAAAGGGGAUGAAGUCAAAUUGAAGCCAGAUGGUCCUCCCAUUCGACAUACGCAUUCAGACGGUUCUCUUGAUACAAUGGCCAGAAAACCAGUAGAUCCAGAGGAAGAACUUCGUUGGAUGGCUCAAGAAGUACGUGGUUAUGUUGAAGCAGUUCUCAACAGCCUUGCAGCCAAUGUCCCAAAGGCAGUUGUUCUUUGCCAAGUAGAAAAGGCUAAAGAAGAUAUGCUCAAUAAACUCUACAGUUCUGUAAGUUCCCAAAGUACAGCGAGGAUAGAGGAGCUGCUUCAAGAGGACGGUAACGUAAAGCGAAAAAGAGAGAAAAUACAGAAGCAAUCCUCCCUGCUCUCUAAACUCACCCGGCAACUCAGCAUUCAUGAUAAUCGAGCAGCUGCUGCUUCAGGCAUGUCAAAUGAUAGUCCUGCAGAAAGUCCAAGAAGUGGUGGUGGUGACUGGAGAUCUGCUUUUGAUUCUGCUGCCAAUGGCCCUACAAAUCUUGACUCUAGAUUUGGAUCCAAUGGUCAUAGCCGCAGGAACAGUGACCCUUCUGAGAACGACGAUGGCCCAGGGUCCAGAUCAAAAUCCGCCGGCCGCCGCACGCCUAACCGAUUGCCGCCAGCUCCACCAGGUUCAGGUUACAGGUUUUAGAUGCUAGUAGUUAAGGAGAAGUUGGAAUUGCUGAUGUAUUCUUCUUGGGAUGACCAUAUCCCUGAUCUGCAUAUUUUGCACUUUCUUGAAAAAAAUUUAUGGUGUGUUUUGUACAGACAUUCAUUGUAGAUAGACAAUGCACUUUGGUAGAUUGGUGGUGUUUUUGAAGUUUAUUAUUAUUUUUUUAAAUUCUGGAGAAUGUAAGUUCCAGUGAUGCUUUAUAAGGUUGGUUGGUUUCGUCAA